UCAAGCGUAGAGCAGCAAAGGCAGAAAGACAUCAUUCAACGCAUCGAUACUCUGAUGUAGAAGUAGACCUACGCUGAUCCUGUUUUUGUUUCACACGAUGCCGACUAGACUGCUCCUACUUCUCUGUCUGUCUGGACACGUAUUUACCAAAGAACCACCUGAAGUGGACUGUUGGGUGAUUCAUCUGAAACAUGUCAACUGUUCCUGGAAUAAACAAGGGACCCCAGACGUCAAUUACACCUUCUACAGUUGGUUCCAUAGUGAAAAAGAAAAGAACUGCACCACCUAUGUGUCCGAGAACGGCACAAACACUGGAUGUAUCCAACCCUACGACGAGCUGAUGGACAGAAGGUUCAGCACGUUCCACACCAGACUGACACAUGGCAACAAGACUUUCGAGAGGACGCAUCAACUGAAACAAAAAGUGCUGUUAGAUGCACCAAUCAACCUGACUGUCAAGAAUGACUCGGACUAUAACCUGUGGUUUUACUGGAACCAGACUGCUGCGCAUUGUGUGGAGAGUGAAGUUCGCUUCAGGGUCAACGACAAGAAUUGGGAGACUUCUCUGGUCAGUAUUGGGACUCAGAAAUACUGCAUCAACUUGCCUUCCAGCAGUUCCAGGUAUGAGCUGCAAGUGAAGAGCAGAGUGGGGGAAAACUGCGGAGAGUCAUUUAACUGGAGUAGCUGGAGUGAGCCUGCAGUCUGGGGAUCCAACAACAUCACAGACACCAAUGUGUCUGUGUCUGCGUGGACUCCACUGCUUUAUGUGGUCGCUGCUGUUAUUCUCAUCCUGUUGGUCAUGAUGAUCCUGCCCAAUGAAAGGCUCCGAAUCAUCCCAAUCCCUGUAAUUCCAAAGCCAUCCCUGCUCCUUUACGACAUUGAGGAUUGGCUUCAAUUCUCCAAAGGCAUGAAGGGGAAUUUGAGCUACAACGAGCAGGCCUGUCCUGUCCAGGAGUACUGCCACGUCUCUGAGUCCGACAGCGACAGCUCUGAUGGCUCCACCUGCUCCGUCACCACCGACCACACCGAUUGCUCCGUCUCCAUCGCUGUGAACAAUGCAGACGACCUUUCCACCGCCGCAGGUCUUCUCUCCUCUCAGGAGGAGGAGCAGGUCUCGGUGUAGGAGGCCUCUCAGUCAGGGUUCGUCGCGUUAUUUCGAUCAUGAAAUUCUUAUACUGACAGACACAUCGAAGAAUACAUGAUGCAUCCUCUUUAAAUUCUCCUUGUCAGAUGAUAUCAUAUUAUAUUGAGAUGCUUAAAGGCAAACAAUUAAAUCAAAAUUAUUAGUGUUUACGGAUGCUGACCACAAGAGGCAAAAACCCAGCUGCACUAUUUUUGAAUGUAACUUUGCUAGGAGAGACAUGUUCUUAAAAAGAAGCUGCAAUAAAAGUACUCAUUGAUAAUCUCUAUAAGCAAACCAGGACUUCAUUCUUCGCAACACUUAUCGUUUAAUAACAUGGUAAAACCAACCAACUCUUACUUUAUGAUUCACAAAGGUAUUUUUUCUUUAUAUGCAUCUUUGAAGUUAGAUAAUCUGUGGAUGUUUCAUGAUAGAUUCAGGGAAAUAUAUGUACACUUUUCAUAUUUUCAACAUUUUUAAGACAAUGGAACAAAAUGUAUACCUGGGUAUCUCUGCUGCACCAGAAAUAUAUUAUCUGCUCUAUACACUCUCUCACCAAGUUUUAAAUAUUUUGGAUCUUAUUUUUGAUAUUAUUCCAGUGGUUGACUGAACGUUAAUUUCAGUCUAAGAGAGCAAAUGGCUUGUUCAAGAUACAUUUCUGUUUGCUAUUUUUUGGGAACGCUGAAAUGAAAGAAGCAGGAUACAUAUGUUAUAGAUGGAUGGAUGGAUGGAUGGAUAGAUGGAUGGAUGGA
Messenger RNA from Pleuronectes platessa (European plaice), 1872 nucleotides. RefSeq names its product cytokine receptor common subunit gamma. Gene Ontology annotation, molecular function: protein binding; cytokine receptor activity. Gene Ontology annotation, biological process: cytokine-mediated signaling pathway. The transcript is spliced from 8 exons. Bases 98 to 1123 code for a protein of 341 amino acids. Lineage: Eukaryota; Metazoa; Chordata; Actinopteri; Pleuronectiformes; Pleuronectidae. Gene Ontology annotation, cellular component: external side of plasma membrane. The record is from RefSeq and is a predicted model, not a curated record.